CCCCACCCCCACCCCCCGUGAGGCGGCGCCGUGGGCGCGCCCGGAGCCGCCCGGCCGGGCGGGGCGGGCCGUGAGGAGGGCGCGCAGCGAUGGCGGCGGCCGAGGUGGCGCGGCAGGGUGAAGGCUGUCGUACUGUCCCCCUUUCUGGACACGUGGGAUUUGACAGUUUGCCUGACCAGCUGGUUAAUAAGUCAGUUAAUCAUGGGUUUUGUUUCAACAUCCUGUGUGUGGGGGAAACUGGCCUUGGUAAGUCCACCCUCAUGGACACCCUGUUCAACACCAAGUUUGAAGGUGACCCAGCAUCUCACUCGCAGCCUGGGGUCCAGCUCAAGUCUAGUACCUACGACCUGCAAGAGAGCAAUGUCAACCUCAAACUGACCAUCGUGAGCACAGUGGGCUUUGGGGAUCAGAUCAACAAAGAGGACAGCUAUAAGCCCAUUGUUGAGUUCAUCGAUGCUCAGUUUGAAGCCUACUUGCAAGAAGAACUGAAGAUAAAGAGGGUCUUGCACAACUACCAUGACACCCGGAUCCAUGCUUGCUUGUACUUCAUUGCUCCCACGGGCCACUCACUGAAAUCCUUGGACUUGGUGACAAUGAAGAAGCUUGACAGCAAGGUCAACAUCAUUCCUAUCAUUGCCAAAUCGGAUGCCAUUUCCAAGAGCGAGCUGACCAAAUUUAAAAUUAAAAUCACAAGUGAGCUGGUCAGCAACGGGGUUCAGAUCUACCAGUUCCCAACAGACGAUGAAUCGGUGGCGGAGAUAAAUGGGACAAUGAACGCCCACUUGCCAUUUGCAGUGAUUGGGAGCACAGAGGAACUGAAAAUAGGAAACAAAAUGAUGAAAGCUCGUCAGUACCCCUGGGGCACGGUGCAGGUGGAGAAUGAAGCUCACUGCGACUUUGUGAAGCUGCGAGAGAUGCUGAUCCGUGUGAACAUGGAAGACCUUCGUGAACAGACCCACACACGCCACUACGAGCUGUACCGGCGGUGUAAGCUGGAGGAGAUGGGUUUCAAGGACACCGAUCCAGACAGCAAACCCUUCAGCUUACAAGAAACUUACGAGGCGAAAAGAAAUGAGUUCCUGGGGGAACUGCAGAAAAAGGAAGAGGCAAUGAGGCAAAUGUUUGUCCAGAGAGUCAAGGAAAAAGAAGCGGAGCUGAAGGAGGCUGAAAAAGAGCUGCAUGAAAAGUUUGAUCGUCUGAAGAAGUUACAUCAGGAUGAAAAAAAGAAGCUAGAGGAUAAGAAGAAAUCUUUGGAUGAUGAAGUAAAUGCAUUUAAACAAAGGAAGACAGCAGCUGAAUUGCUCCAAUCUCAGGCUCAGCAGGCUGGAGGAUCGCAAACUCUUAAAAGAGAUAAGGAAAGAAAAAAUAACCCAUGGCUCUGUACUGAGUAAUUAUCCCUGAAUACAAUGGGCUGGAAUGGACCUUCAUUUACUUGUUAAAUCACAGGGUCUAAUAAAACGUGACAGCAUUUCAGCUGUGACCUUUCCAUGGUGUUACUCUUGCUCUCUCCUAUAUCCUCAUUGUGAACCUGACUUUACUAUGUACUGGUGAUUAUUGCUUUUAUUAAACAAUGUAAAAUGAGUCCUAACAAGCUUUUGGACACUGCAACUUUAAAUCUUAAUUUUUUUUUUCCAUGCAGUUAAUAGAUUCCCCUUUCUCCUGGUCCCUCUCCACCCAGAUAAUGUGGAAAUAAGUUCUGUGAGUUAUUUUUGCUGGCAAAAUAACAAUGCAGUUUAAAUGUAUUUAUUGGUGACUUUAAGGUGAGAACAGCACCUUAGUUAAAUUAUCACAUAGUCGAGAGAUUUAAAACUCUUUUCUUUUCAUACUCGGUGUCAUUUUCGUGACAUCACCUAUCUCUCUUAAUUUGCUUUUAUUUUUUCUUUUGCUAAUUCAUGCUACCUAAAGACUAGCAUUUAAUACUCAUUUCCAUUUCAGACUUGCUUGUUGUGACCCUGAUCCUUCAGUCACACUGCGUACAGGCACUGUCCGCAGGCAGGAUGAACCCGUGUGUCCUGACCCUGCUAAAAGAUCAGGCUGUGUACUAGCAAAUAGUUCCAACAAAAACCCUUUAAACCCCAGGUUUUUGGAUGAUAAGCACACCUCAGAGCUUGCCAGGAUAAGUAAUACCAUUUGUAGUGCAAACUGCUGCUGACAGUUGUACUAGGGAGGUGUUAGGGAUGGUGCUAAAACCUCACGAGCAGUUCUUCCAUUCCCAUUAGUCUUGCUGGCUUGCACCAAACUGCAGCCUGGCCUCUCCCAGCAAUCAAGGCAGCUAAAACUCUCGAUUGCAGUGUAUUUUCUCAGGAAUUGUUUCAAUAUAAAUAGGGUUUUAUUUCCUGAAAAGUUCUUUGGUUCUUUUUUUUUAAAGCAAAUUAAAAUAAUUGGAGUUUUUACUUCUUCCAUUACUGUUGAGUGCCUGCUCCCAAAACCAGUCAGCAUCAUUAUGUCAGUUUUUUUUGGGACAUCUGAUAAAAGAAGCAUUUAAUGUAGAUUAUUUAUUUUAACAGCAUGCCACAGAUCAACCACUGGUUGUUCUUCCUGGUUAUUUGCCUUAUUAGAAUGUAAUUAAAAGUUUUAUAAAUGAAAAAA
Molecule: messenger RNA, 2589 nt
Organism: Anas platyrhynchos (mallard)
Lineage: Eukaryota; Metazoa; Chordata; Aves; Anseriformes; Anatidae
Gene: SEPTIN6
Product: septin 6
Molecular function (GO): GTP binding
Source: RefSeq, a predicted model, not a curated record